Molecule: messenger RNA, 672 nt
Organism: Trypanosoma cruzi
Lineage: Eukaryota; Euglenozoa; Kinetoplastea; Trypanosomatida; Trypanosomatidae
Product: exonuclease, putative
Exons: 1
Coding region: 1-672 (223 amino acids)
Molecular function (GO): 3'-5' exonuclease activity; nucleic acid binding
Source: RefSeq, a predicted model, not a curated record
AUGAGUGCGAUAUGCGUUGACCUGGAGACAACGGGGUUCUCUGCGCAGCGUGAUGAUGUUGUCUCCAUCGGUGCGGUGGAGCUGCGUUGGGACGGGACGACUUUGCAACAAUGGGUAUUGGGCGCCCGAUCGUUUUUCCGCACUGUGCGGCCAUCGAAGCCCAGCAGUCACCAGGCGGAGGCGGUGCAUGGCCUUUCAUUUGAAAUGCUGCGAGACGCACCACCACUCGAAGAUGUCAUCUCGGAUUUCGCCGCGUUUCUCAUUCAACUAGACGGCAAUUUGCCGCAGUCGGGGCAGACGGAGGAAAACUAUCGUGCCAAGCCCGGCGAUUUGUCUGCCAAGAAACGUUGCACAGCGGCGACCACCGCCGGCUGUGUGCUCACGCUUCCGCCCGUCAUUGCCCACAACGCGAAUUUCGAUGCCUCCUUUCUGCAGCGUGCGGUGUCGAGGGCCGGUUGGCGGGUGGUGUGGGAUGAAUAUGCCCCGCUUACGUGCACACAGUCGAUGUUUCGGGCACUGUACUCUCACCAGGCGGCCGACUUGUCACGUGCGUGCCAGUUCUGCGGCGUUGACACUUCGGGAAGGGAUGAGCGACACGACGCGCUGCACGAUGCGCAACUCUGCGGGCGUCUUUUUCUUCGACUGGCCGAGAAGUGGCCCUCUCGUCGAUGA